Messenger RNA from Pocillopora damicornis (cauliflower coral), 3494 nucleotides. RefSeq names its product pseudouridylate synthase PUS7L. Gene Ontology annotation, cellular component: nucleus. Lineage: Eukaryota; Metazoa; Cnidaria; Anthozoa; Scleractinia; Pocilloporidae. The record is from RefSeq and is a predicted model, not a curated record. Gene Ontology annotation, biological process: pseudouridine synthesis. Gene Ontology annotation, molecular function: pseudouridine synthase activity; RNA binding.
UAAACUCUUGCAAGUUGUCCCGAUAGUUUCCUAUCGUCUAAGGUCUACAACAUUUGUCCGAAAAUGUCCUUCGGUGCGGACUGUUUUCUUGAUCGUGAUCGAGAGGGUUUCAAGGGGCAAAUCAAGCAAACAUACCAAGAUUUUAUUGUCACCGAAAUUGACUCUCAAGGGAAGCUGGUGGAACUUAUUGGAAACAAAAUUUCUUCUGAAAAUGAUGACAAAAACUGUCAGAAAAGAAAAAGAGAUAAAAAACCCAAAGAAAUGAUUGAAUAUGAGAGGAGCUUGGAACUUGAAAGUCUGGAAAAAGAAACACCAUUUUUAACCAAGAUUUCUGAGUCAUUUGACAAUUUACAAGAAUGUGCAGUGAGUGAUUUGGAAAAGUGUCUGGGAAGUGAGAAAUUUACGGAGCUCAGAGAUUUUUCAUUGGAUGUCGAGGAAAGGAAAGAAAACAACAAGAGAAUAUGUGUUUCGUCAACAAUGUUAAAAGAGGAACGAAGAGCUCUUCACAAAAAUGUCAGGUUGGCAUACCCCCAUCUUCAGACUGUAACUGUACAGAGUGAGCAAGAGGGAGACCCUCCAUCCAUUUUUGCAGUCAGUGAUAAAGUUUAUUGGGAGUUUUUUGAGUUACUAAAUGAUCGACAUCAAGUGAACAGACUGCUGUGUUUUGCUCAUUGGGAAAUGAGAACAAUAUCUUCCACUUUUGAUCUCGAUGUCAGUAAUGCAGAUAAAGAGAAGCGUACAAAGAUUCACAGACUGCUAUCAAAGCAUUUUGGCUCAUUUCUUGAAAGCAAGACAUUCAAUGACUUUGAAAAGAAGACAUCAAAUGGUGUAGGUGGAGGAAGCUACAUUCAGGUUAGAAUGCGAGUGAAGGGAAAAAAGUCACUACAGCAAAGUUAUAAACCAACAAGGUCCAGUCAGACUGAAAGUGAAUACACAGGAUUUGUUUUAUGCAAAAGAAAUAUGGAAACACUGGAAGCUGUACACCGCCUGUCCACCUGUCUGAAUAUUCAGCCUUCAGCCUUUAGUUAUGCAGGUAUCAAGGAUAAGAAAGCAGUCACCAAACAGUACAUGGUGGUCAGAGGUGUCUCACCAGAACAGAUAUGUGCUGUUCAAGAUCACUCAUCCCUAGAGGGUAUACAAUGUGGAAGCUACAGGGAGGGACUGAGUAGACCACUCAGAAUGGGCGCACUUAAGGGAAACCAUUUUCAAGUUGUGAUCAGAAAUAUUCAGAGUGACACCAGUAAUAGCCUUGUUGAGGAAAAUGUUGGUGACUUGGAAAAAGUUGUACAGGAUGCAGCAUCCUCUCUGUCUCUUCAUGGAUUUCUUAAUUACUUUGGCCCUCAAAGGUUUGGCUUGGAUGACAAAGAAGUAAAUGCGUGUGAUGUCGGGCUUGCUAUGUUACAAGGAGAUAUGGUACGAGCGGUGAAACUUCUUCUGACUCCAUCGGAAAAUAAUCCAGACAAUCCGGUGGACUCCGCUAAGAGGUAUUACUGCGAGACAGGUGACGUGCAAGGUACAUUGAGUAAGAUGCCCAGUUAUAAAGUCCGUGAAACUCUGGUACUCAAAGGACUUCAUAGACACGGGACCGACGUGGAUGGUUGUCGGAAGGCGCUACUGAACAUUCCCUAUUCCAUGCGCUUGUUGUACGUUCACAGCUAUUGCAGCCUGGUCUGGAACCAGAUGGCGACUUUGAGGAUACAGCGAUACGGGCGGACAGCGGCUGUACAAGGUGACCUCAUCGCGGAAAAGUUUGCAAAUGUAGAUGAAUUAAAAAAUUCGGCGACCGCUGACAAUUGUGAAAGUGCUAGCGCGGGAAAUUCGUGCGAAGAUGAUACCAGUGGUGUAAGAAGGGAUUGCGUGAGAUGUGUUUCUGAUCAGGAUGAAGGAAAGCAUGGCCUCAAAGAUGUAGUUUUACCGCUUCCUGGUUACAACAUUCAGUAUCCAACAAAUGAUGUGGGGAACGAGUAUAAAAAGAGGCUGGAAACGGACGGGUUGACUGCAAAAAGUUUUAGGCUGCGGAGUCUGGGUAUGAACUUGCCUGGUACUUACAGAAAGCUCGUGGUAUUCCCAUGGGAUUUGUCAUAUAGAUAUGUUGGAGAAGAGCGUACACGAACGGAAGAUAGUUACUCUGCCAGGAGUGAUCACUGUACAGCAACAGAAGACUCAAGUUGUGUUGACAGUGACAGUGACGCGAAAAGACCGCGACUUGCAUCAAGCAGUAACUGUUACGACGACAGAACUAAAGAUUUUAGACCAACAGAACUCAGUGAGGUUUGUCGAAGAUCUGAGGGCUGCUGCAGUAGUCUUGAGAUCUCGUUUAGUUUGGAACCUUCUUGUUACGCGACGUCGUGUUUAAGAGAACUCAUGAAGAAUUGAAAGAAUAGAAGAAGCGAUUUCAAAGGGGGAUUCCACAAAACUGAACCCCUGUAGGAUAUAGAAAAUUUUCUGUUACUGGUUUUGAAAGGUGGAAUUUCUAACUUAAGGCUAUUUCUUAGAUUGUUAAAGUGUUGAAAUUUUACAAUAUGUGCUUUCAUAAAGGGUGGUGAAUCGUUGUUGUAAAAAUAACAUGGCUAUGUGAAAAGAGUGUAUCGAUGAACCUCGCCUAUAAACAUUUUAAUGUCCCCCAAGAGAUUGCCUAACUUUCAUGCUUUCUGUUCACAUUUUCUGAUCUUCACUAAAACGCAGAGUUGAACAAGAUUUCCACAAGAAAAAAAAACUCUUUAGCGGAAGGAGAGGAUAUUGUGGCAUACAACAAUCUUCACCCCUUCAAACUCGAAACUGUGAGUUUGUUGCCUGUCCCUCCAUCCACGGCUUCCUUUAUUCCACUUUGUGUUAUAUUGGCUACUCACACUGAAACGCUUAAACCAUUAUUUAAAGGCAGUUAAUGAGUGAAAAUACUCAGCGAUACUACACACCAAAACGUCUAAUAAGUUAUUUAUUAUCCAGUUGCUUUUUUUUUUUUUUCUGUAAGUCUUUCUGCUCAUUUCUCAUAAGCCGGGAAAAGCAAAACGGAUAGAGAAGCGUAGCGCUCGCAGCCGACUGGCACAAAAUAACCAACCGUUCAAAUAACCUUACAAUAUCGCAGGAUAUUUGUACUCUUCUACGGUGCAGUUGGAUAAUUAAAGCCCUAUAUCCAGUAUAUAUAAUUAAAGCUUAACAAACAUUUAGGGAAGUUGCCAACGCGUUUUGAAACUUCUGAGAAAUAUUUGCGGUCGUUACUUAAGACAGAAAAAAUACAUCCACAGUCCAUGAACAUGAGGAAGCCAAAAGCAGUGUGAGAUAGAAUUAUAUACAAUACACUUGUUCAAUUAAAUUCUCUGUAUUUAGGAAAACAAUAUCAAAGUUCUUGUCCUCGUUGAUUCUCAUUUAUUUGGUUCAGAAGUAUUGUAUAAGAGGUAGAAAACAACUGCUGUAGGAUAUGAUCCAAUAGAUAACAUGCUAGUAUCACUACAAAAUCAGAAUUGGUCAGCUAUUAUAAAUCUUUUUUCGCUACA